AUGGUUGAAUCGAUGAGUUACCACCUAAACGACGGUACGGUUGUGACCCAAGAGCAACUGGAUCAUUGGAACCAAGGUCUAUCCAGUCUGCAGAGCCCACAGCAGGUACUACAAUGGGCUCUAUUGACCUUUCCACAUCUGUGUCAAACCACAGCGUUUGGAUUAACUGGCCUGGCCACCGUCGAUAUGUUGGACAAAUUGACAGAUUCUAAGAUGGUUCCAUUAAUCUUUAUCGACACUCUACAUCAGUUCCCACAAACUCUAGACCUCUUAAAGAAGGUGGAAGACCGCUACUAUGCACCUUCUGGUCAAAAGGUUCACAUUUUCAAACCACAAGGUUGUAAUACAGAGGUGGAAUUUGCCCAAAUGCAUGGUGAUUUCCUUUGGGAUCUAGAUGAGGAAAAAUACGAUUUCUUGGUCAAAGUGGAGCCUGCUCACAGAGCCUAUAAAGAACUAAAAUGUGCUGCGGUUUUGACUGGACGUCGUAAGACUCAAGGAACCUCGAGAUCACAAUUACAAUUUAUUGAACUAGAUGCCUUAAAUGGGAUCGUUAAGAUCAACCCGCUAGCCCUAUGGGAUUUUAACCAAGUGAAUAACUACAUCAGGGAGAACAACGUUCCAUAUAACGAAUUACUUGACCUCGGUUACAAAUCAAUUGGUGAUUAUCACUCUACGCAACCGGUUAAAGAAGGUGAGGAUGAGCGUGCGGGACGUUGGAAGGGCAAGACAAAGACUGAGUGCGGCCUACAUGAAACGAGUAGAUUUGCUCAGUACUUGAACGCUUCUCGGACUUAA
Messenger RNA from Zygosaccharomyces rouxii, 795 nucleotides. It is a transcript of the gene MET16, whose product is annotated as phosphoadenylyl-sulfate reductase (thioredoxin). The transcript has a single exon. Lineage: Eukaryota; Fungi; Ascomycota; Saccharomycetes; Saccharomycetales; Saccharomycetaceae. The record is from RefSeq and is a predicted model, not a curated record. The coding region runs from base 1 to 795 and encodes 264 amino acids. Gene Ontology annotation, cellular component: cytoplasm. Gene Ontology annotation, molecular function: phosphoadenylyl-sulfate reductase (thioredoxin) activity.